AAGACGACGGUCCGAUGAUGCCACCAUGUUUGUCAAUUUCAACAAGGAGAAUCGCCCAGUACAUAUAUCUCAAGUACCCCGAUCAAAAUCUCAUCAAUGGAGCCUUUCGAGAUGUCGCUUGCGGAGGAGCUUAAUGAAGUCAAGAAGAAGCUGGAGAGUUUGAGAUUGGAUAAAGAGAGGACUGAGAAGAUGUUGAAAGAGAGGGAUCGGGUCUUGGAUGUGCAGAUGAAGGAGCUUGAAUCGAGAGGGAAGAUCCAGAAAAAUCUUGAGAUUGAGGUUGAUAGAUUGUACAGAUUGAAUAAGCUCAAGUCCUAUUGCAUGAGAAUCUGUCCAAUCCGAACACUACGAGAGAAAGAAAGAGAGAAGAAAGACAGAGAAGUAGCUCAAUUAGAGGAACAGAAAUCUGCAGAUGCAGAGGAAUCUAAAGAUGAACUAGUGUCAGAGUGUUCAAAUUCUGGUACUCCACAACUUGCCUGGAAGCUGAGAUUUUUCUUAUGGUUUUCAAAUUUUGGGUCAGUUUGAUUCCCCUGUUUUGUAAGAUUUGAGGGGAAAAAACGAUACAGCUCAUUAUCAUCAUUCUUAAAGUUUAAAAAUUUUGAACUUUUGGCCA
Molecule: messenger RNA, 610 nt
Organism: Tripterygium wilfordii
Lineage: Eukaryota; Viridiplantae; Streptophyta; Magnoliopsida; Celastrales; Celastraceae
Product: high mobility group B protein 6-like
Exons: 3
Coding region: 97-522 (141 amino acids)
Source: RefSeq, a predicted model, not a curated record